AUGGUGUCUAAAAAGACCUUGGCCAUCGGUGGUUCUAUUACUGUUGCGGUGGCUGUGGUUAUUGUCGUUCCUUCAGUUCUGCUGACUCCUCGAACAGCCCAGUUCAGGGCUGCAUUCGUGGAGGGAUGUGAGGAGUAUGGAGAGGCAAGCUACACCUGUGAGAAAAUACUGAACACCUUUGAACAAGCCUAUGUAGGGAAGGACCACUGUGGCUUUGCUGAGGAAAAUUACAACCAGCUCUUUGCCUCGAACCCCUUCAGUCAUCAGUGUGGCAGAACAAUGCUCUGGAGUGGAACAGAAGAUGUGAUCGAUAGGUUUGCUGAGAAUUCAGGUGAUGUCAUCUUGGCAAAGACUUUGUUAGGAUCCGUGCUGGAUGGACUGGAAUGGUGUGGAGCGGAGGGCAGCAAGAAUACAUUUAUUUAUCUUUGCAAAACCUGCGAUCCCAAUCCUGUGAGUUCAUUCUGGAGAACUGCUUCUGCCAAGUUUGCAGAAUAUGCCUGUGGUUAUGUCAAUGCGAUUCUUGAUGGUGAAAUAACUGAACCCUACUAUUCGAAAAGUCACUUUGCAAGUUAUGAAGUUCCAAAUCUACAACCCUACAAAGUGACACACCUCAGUGUUCUUCUGGUCACUGAGAGCGGGGGACAUUGUGACUGUGAAUCGCUGGGAACUUUAAGACAGGAUCUGGAUUACAGAAUAAGUUGUUCUUGCCAUGCAGCGACCCGAUCAACUGUCAAAAAGUGCAUGGAACAAAACACAACCUCCGAUGACUGCCUGAGAAACCUCCUGAACUCAAAUUAAACUGUCAGACGUGACUCAGCAUAAAAA
Molecule: messenger RNA, 825 nt
Organism: Notolabrus celidotus (New Zealand spotty)
Lineage: Eukaryota; Metazoa; Chordata; Actinopteri; Labriformes; Labridae
Product: ADP-ribosyl cyclase/cyclic ADP-ribose hydrolase 1-like
Exons: 8
Coding region: 1-798 (265 amino acids)
Biological process (GO): positive regulation of B cell proliferation
Cellular component (GO): plasma membrane
Molecular function (GO): phosphorus-oxygen lyase activity; NAD+ nucleosidase activity
Source: RefSeq, a predicted model, not a curated record